Lingula anatina is the source of this 2579-nucleotide messenger RNA. RefSeq names its product transcriptional enhancer factor TEF-1-like. Gene Ontology annotation, molecular function: RNA polymerase II cis-regulatory region sequence-specific DNA binding; DNA-binding transcription factor activity, RNA polymerase II-specific. Gene Ontology annotation, biological process: embryonic organ development; regulation of transcription by RNA polymerase II; hippo signaling. The record is from RefSeq and is a predicted model, not a curated record. Gene Ontology annotation, cellular component: transcription regulator complex. Lineage: Eukaryota; Metazoa; Brachiopoda; Lingulata; Lingulida; Lingulidae.
CGUACUACACUGUACUACAUUGCAGCUUGUGGCAGCAAAGGAUAUGGCUGUGUAUUGCAGACGAUCAUUCAAAAUGGAUAUAACACCAAGUAAAUCUGUUAGGCGACGACUAGAUUUUGGAGAUGAACGCCCAGACGAGGCUCAAGUAAUUUUGGAACUCAAAGACCAAGCGAGAAUUAUAGACGAAGAGAAGAAACGGCUGUGGAAUUUUGACUUUGAAUUAGAAGAGCCACUGGAAGGAAACUGGCUUUGGGAACGUUGUUGCGUUCCUGUUGAAAGUGCCCAAAAUGACUUCGUUGAAAAACAGGAAUCCUCACACACGGAUAGUGAAAACUCAGACUGUAUAGUAGGAUCUACGUCUUCGUCUGUAUCCAGUACGGCGUUAGACCUAUCAGUAGUUCAAUGUGUAGAUAAUUCCUUUUUCAGCCAAGUUAGUGAAAGAACGCCAACAAUUUCUUCUAGCCAAAAACCAAGUAUACGCCAACAGAAAAUUACAGACAUGCUCAAGCUCAAAAAAAGAAAACUGAUUUCAUCCAUGAAACCCCAACAAAGCUCAAGAGACAACAAAAAGCCAAAACUAGAGAAAAAUGCCAGUUAGACUCCAUCCUGUAACCAUGGUAAUGGAGUUACCCACAAUGCACAAGAGCCUGCCAGUGCCAGCAGUAAUCCAUCAAGUUUGAUUGCCUUGGGGCUAGUAGGAGGCAGGAGAACUUUACCUGCUGCAUGAAAUGCUAUCCCACUUCCUACACUCCUUAAAAGGAGUGGUGGAGAGUGGCAGACAUUUUGUGAAGGGACCAAGACAAACAGUUCCCACCUGUGAUGAAGUGAGGCCCAAGCAAAUUAGUUCCAUCCCCGAUUUGAUUAGAAGGGAAGGUAGAGAGAGGAGAACUCUGGCUGCCUGAUGUUUUGUGUAGAAACUUGAGCAGGUUCUGCAAGCCAAACAUGGCAUCAGGUGGACUCAAAAAUAGACACAGACAAAUUGAGAGUUGGUUUUAAUAGACAGCAUGAAUGAACUUUGAAAAUGUUGAACAGCUGUAAAGUGGAGAGAUCUCUGAUGCAUGCUGUUCACUCACCUAGGCUUACUUCAUUCAGAUUAUGUUACUCAAGGCAAAACAACUGCACACUCUCCGAGGCCCUUGGUUUGUGUGGAAAACUUUAUCUGCUGUCAUCAGUGCAAUGGCACGCAUUUUGAUCUCAUUUUGUAUAGUUAUUAUUCUUAUUCAGAUUAUUAUUAUGUAACUGAAGACAAAGCUCUGGAGCAAGGAUUGCUGUUAGGGUUGAAAGUGUAUUUUUCCUUAUCGAGUUAAUUUAUACCUUGAAGUCAAAUUGAGUUGAAAAAUAUCAAAAUUCAAUAGUGAAAUGCCCAGUUGUCCAGCUAUCUGGUCAAGAGAUAAGAUCCUCAGUUGAAUACUUCAUUCACUGUUUAAUUAAAUUGUCUUGGAGGUUGAAAUCAUAGAAGGCAGGUAAAAUGACCAGAUGGUUCUCUUGACCACCAAGUGACACUUGUGGUCAAGUGGGACAGGACACUUGAGAAUAGAGAGAAAGAAAGCAAUAGGGGUUGGUGCAAUGGCCACUAUAAUACUUGGGCCUGAUAAGUGGUAGUUUGUUUGUUAGUUACCAGUUAUCCCACCAGUGUGUGGUGGGCUGAAAAUCACCUUUUCUAAGAUCUCGUAGUUAGUCAAGCUGGAUACUUUGUAGCCACAUCAAAAAGUGUGGGGCCAGUUGAAGUUGAAUGCGCAAACUAAUGGUAUCUGGAGGUGCAAAGCUGGAGUGCUUUAUAUUCCAGAGUGGUUUUCUUGUUUAGAGGAGGGAAGAGGCUGGGUUUUUGCUCGGAUUUAAUACUUUUCAAGCAGGGUCUUUGCAUGAAAGCAACAUGAAAAGUGGAAAUCGGCUUCUUAAACAUGACAUGUUAUUUAUGUUGUAUAUGUGUACAUAGAACUUGUAACAAAAUGUACUUUAUGUUUUUUGUAAUAUUUAUUAUCUUUUGGUAAAUUUUGUAACAAAAAGUCUAUAUUUAUCAGGUACUGAAAUAGUUCACUAAAGGCAUUGAUCGAUUUGACAAAAUUAGAAGAAGAAUAUUAGUUGGAUAAUGGUUGUGUUAUGAAAAAAGUGGAUAUUUUGUGUGCACUGUUUAAAAUGUGCCAAUUCCAGUGGGGAAAAGGUUUAGAUGUGCAAUAGAUUGGUUUAAAGAAAAUCUGGCAGCAGAAGUGCAUUCUGGGAUUAUAAAAAAAAGUUAUGUCAGGGGUUUAAUUUGUGGCAAUUAUUUUUAUUUUAAGUAAAACCUGUCAGGGAAUUUUUGUUAUGGUCAACAUAUGAUAACUCCACUGAUAUUUAUAGCAAUUACAACUUGUUAUAAUUGUAUAACCAUAACUUACACUGUUUUACCAACUUUAUUUUUGUCUUCAUUUAUUAUCUUUAGUUGGGCAAAAUCAUAUUGAUCUCAAUUUAUGAUGAAAAAUCCCUUCUGCUUUGUGUCAGUGCACUGUAUAUAUUUAUUUACAUGUACCAUAUACCAAUAUGAGUGGUUAUUUUCUAACGCCAUCAUGAACACAAUAAAGUAAAUGAAUAUUUAACAUGAA